Molecule: messenger RNA, 727 nt
Organism: Diabrotica balteata
Lineage: Eukaryota; Metazoa; Arthropoda; Insecta; Coleoptera; Chrysomelidae
Source: the annotation of a GenBank genome assembly
CAGAAAUCGUAUUUGCCGUGGUUUUUCUCAGCCUAGAUAAAUAAUAUUUGACAAAUUUUUUGAUGUUCCACUUACUUUUAAAACGUCAUUUUUACGAAAUUUUAAGGAUGUUUACAAAAUGAAUACCUCGUUCCCAGAUCCCGGUUGGAAAUUAUGCCCAUCUCUAAAUUCACAGAUCCAGUACGUUUGUUACGCUACAGAACAAUGUUGUCUUACUGGAUGUUGUACUCAAUUUGUUUAUAAACAAUUUAAAUCAUGGUCUUUUUGGCUAAUCAUAAUUGUUGUUGGUGCAUUCUUAUAUUGCUGUUGGUGGUUUUGUAAGAUGCUGAAAGAAAGUCGACAAAAACGUCAACGGAAUAAUCUGAGCAGGAAUAUGUUUUUAAGUUCAAAUUCGGUAAACGGUUCUCCAAGAACACAAAGUCAUAUUGUAUCUUUGUUCAAUAGUGGGGAAAAUGCUUCUUCAACAAAACUUUCAAAAAGUGGUGAUGCUCCACCGAAGUACCGAGAUGCGUUAAAUAUGCCAAGAAGACAAGAUAUUCAAACCGUUGAAAUUCACUGCGAUAACCAACUGACUUCGGUUGAAAGCAACGCUGAAGCAACGGCCAGUACGAGUGAAAAUCUUCCCACUUACGAAGAUGCCAAAAAGUACCAGAGUGAGAAAGUUUGAGUAACUGUAUGAAAUAACAUAAAAUGUGUACAUAAAAUUUAUACAUUUUCCUUAUAAAAU